UCUUGUGCACGUGAUGGUGGCGAUGAUUGGCGCUUAGUCUCGGGGGGUUUAGAGGGGGACGGCUGCCCCGGUUUAUGGGAGUCCGUUGGCGGAGAUAAGAACGGAAGGUGAAAUCAGCAGCCGCGAUGCCCAAGUACUACGAAGAGAAAGAAAAGGACCGUCGCGCAUGCGCCGGCAUUCGGGAGGACCUAAGGACCUGUUUGCUUGAGUGCGCCUGCAUCAAGGAAGGAGGAAGUGUUAAACACUGCUUGAGGGAAGGAUUCUGCAAAGGUUUACAAGUUACAUUUUUUGAAUGCAAAAGAUCAAUGUUAGAUAACAGAGCAAGAUUCAGAGGAAGAAAGGGAUAUUGAAGUCAUUCAUUAAGAAAACAGCAAGCAUGAACAACUUUGGAUGCACUGAUAUCUCAACAUUAAAAGACUGACCGCUUAUCUUGUGGGCCUUUCCCAAACUUUGCUUCAUUCCCGUGGAAACAGCUGGUAUUUCAGCACUGAAUGUCUGACUAUGCUGACUAUAAGGAACACUAAAGCGAAAACCCAGACUUACAGGUUGUGGUGGUGGUGGUCACAACUUCUUAAUAAAGUAUUUCUUCCUAAGUACUAAAA
Messenger RNA from Sphaerodactylus townsendi, 602 nucleotides. Its product is annotated as cytochrome c oxidase assembly factor 5. The record is from RefSeq and is a predicted model, not a curated record. Gene Ontology annotation, cellular component: mitochondrion. Lineage: Eukaryota; Metazoa; Chordata; Lepidosauria; Squamata; Sphaerodactylidae. Gene Ontology annotation, biological process: mitochondrial respiratory chain complex IV assembly. The transcript is spliced from 3 exons. The coding region runs from base 126 to 350 and encodes 74 amino acids.